This is a messenger RNA of Argiope bruennichi, 1734 nucleotides long. Its product is annotated as tryptophan 5-hydroxylase 1-like. Gene Ontology annotation, biological process: aromatic amino acid metabolic process; serotonin biosynthetic process. The transcript has 13 exons. Gene Ontology annotation, molecular function: iron ion binding; tryptophan 5-monooxygenase activity. The coding region runs from base 9 to 1559 and encodes 516 amino acids. NCBI's taxonomy places the organism in Eukaryota, Metazoa, Arthropoda, Arachnida, Araneae, Araneidae. The record is from RefSeq and is a predicted model, not a curated record. Gene Ontology annotation, cellular component: neuron projection.
CUGCAACCAUGGAGUCGGCCAGUGUAAAGAGGAGCACCUUUCAGAGUCGAAGAUGUUGCAGCACCCCUGCGAUGGCCAGCUUGCCAGAUUUUACUGAUUCUUACAUCGAAGAAAUAAAAAAAAAGAUUCGCCGACGGUUCGAGAAGGAGAAUGAUACUGCUGAGAAAGAAGAAGAGGAGUGCAAGGAGAAGAAUGGACAAGAGGAUGAGGAAGGAAAAGGAGCAGCGGUUAUCUUUUCCUUGAGAAAUCAGGUUGGAGGACUUAUUCGGGCUCUCAGAGUAUUUCAGGAGAAAAAUGUUAAUGUAGCGCACAUCGAAUCCAGGAAAUCCCGCAAGAGACCCUCUCAGUAUGAAAUCUACGUGGAUGUUCAAUGUGAACAGUCUCAAAUCAAUGACUUGCUGCACAGCCUGGAGCACGAAGUGGAAUGCGUAUCCUUGGAGCAGUUCGAGAAAGGGGAAGUGCAAAUUUCCGAUCACCCACCUCCCACGCCCACGAGUCCUGGACUGGAACUCGCUUUUGAUGGCAUGCCUUGGUUUCCGAGAAAAAUGUCUGACUUAGAUAAAUCAGCGAAGAGAGUCUUGAUGUAUGGAGCUGAACUUGAUGCUGAUCACCCGGGUUUUAAAGAUGAGACGUACAGGAAAAGGCGCAAGCAAUUCACCGAUAUAGCAUUUGACUACAAACAUGGCCAGCCUAUACCUUAUGUACAGUAUACGCAAGAGGAAAUACAAACAUGGGGUACAGUGUUCACCCACCUCAAGAAGCUGUAUCCCACUCACGCUUGCAAAGAAUUUCUUGAAAAUUUUAAUCUUCUCAUUAAAUUUUGUGGAUAUCGGAAGAACAAUAUUCCUCAGUUAGAAGACGUUAGCCGAUUUCUUAAGCAGAGAACCGGAUUUCAGCUUCGGCCUGUGGCUGGUUAUCUGUCUUCUCGGGAUUUUUUGGCGGGACUAGCCUUUCGGGUCUUUCACUGUACUCAGUACAUACGUCACGGCUCUGAUCCCUUUUACACUCCAGAACCGGACUGCUGCCAUGAGCUGCUCGGACAUGUCCCUUUACUUGCUGAUGCCAGCUUUGCUCAAUUUUCUCAAGAACUUGGACUCGCAUCUCUAGGGGCGUCAGACGACGAAGUUGAUAAAUUGGCUACUUGCUAUUUUUUCACGGUAGAAUUUGGAUUGUGUAAACAAGCCGGAGAAAUGCGUGUGUAUGGGGCCGGACUUCUUUCUUCUGUUGCUGAACUUCAACAUUCCCUUUCUCCCAACGCCAAGGUCCUCCCCUUUGAUCCAGAGGUAACUGCCCUGACAACUCCUCUCAUUACAACUUUCCAAGACUGCUAUUUCUACACGGACAGCUUUGAUGAAGCCAAGGAAAAAAUGAGAGAGUUUGCAAGUACCAUCAAGAGGCCGUUUGGUCUUCGCUACAAUCCUUACACGCAGACGGUAGAAAUCCUGAGCAACACCCGUAAAAUCGCCAAUCUCGUCAGCGAACUGAAAGGGGACCUUUGCGUUGUCACGACAGCUCUGAAGAAAAUUCGAGGAAAGCAAGGCGUUAAAAAAGAUUCUUAAUUUCGCUUUCUCCGUAUUUUUUUUUUUCCUGAAGUAUAUGCUCCUUGCUUCUAUUUCACACAUAUUUCACUUUCAAAGUGUUAGAUGUAGAAAUUUAAUAAGAGAAUCAAGCACCCAUAAUUUCAAUGGUCAUUUAUUUACAAGGGUUUGCAAAUUAUUAUAUUUUUUUAGUUAC